AUGCUGGGCAAAAGCCUGUCAAAGCGACAGUUGUCUUCGUUAAAUGCUCAAUGUGAAGCGUUAGCGACUGGAGUCGCGGAGUUGCAGUCAGAACGGCAAAGGCAUUUGGUUUGGAUCCAACGUGAAGCCUCUGAGGCUGCUUCAUUGGAAUCGCAAUUAAGAGAACUGGAAAGCACGGAGAGUGCAGAGAGUGUGGCAGCUGCACCUGCACCCUCGCUGCCGAAUGAAGGUGAAGAGAAAGAACUGGAAAGAUGGCGGGCCGAAGAGGCGACAGUUUCAGAAGAACUUCAAACUGAGAGCGAAGAGGCCCAAAAGCAUGAGCAACAGAUCUCUGAGAAAAUGGUCCACAGGAGCAAGCUUGAAGCAGCUGUUGAUUCGCAGCAGCGUUUGCUUGCCAAAGCCACACAGCGUUGCACUGCUGUGCAGAGCGAGAGAGAUAGACUAAGAGAAGAAGAGAUCGUUCACGAGCAUGCGCUUGGCAUGAAAUUAGAGCAGCUGGAAGCCAAGAAAUGCCGAGGUGCUGAGAGAUCCAAUUCGUACUGGGAGAGGGCUCCAUUCUUGUCUACGGACUCAAACAGUUUUGAGAGGUACAAGGAGGAGUUACAAUCUGAGCGCGAGGAACUCCAGCAGUUGGAAGCGGAGCUGUGUGCAGCCUUGGUAGCGAAACAGGCGGCAGAGCUCCAUGCGCACUCUGAACGUCAGAAAGAAGAGAAGACUCAAAGAGAACGGCAGCAGAACUUGCAGAAGCUCACGAGGCUUCAAAGUACAAGUAGCAGUAGCAGCAAGCAGGAUGUGGGCGUGAGAUCCCAGCUUGAGGUCCGUCCGAAGGACAAUAUCGAUCAACUCCGGAGAACACAGCAGCAUCUCAGGCAAGAACUCCAAACACAUCAGGAUAUGCUGGCGGAAUUGCCCUUUGAAAGUAUCCAAGGUCCCAGCGUGGAACAAAUGAAGGAGAUGUUGAAGGAAGAUUUGGUGUUGAUGAAGCGACUUCAGGCCAGGAAACGGGACUUGGAAGUUCACAGUGACCAGGAGAGACGCCUCGUGGCCUCGCUACAGCGCCAAGUCGCCAGGGCCGCCGACCAACCGAGCGCUGAGGUUGACUUGACGAAGGUUGCUCAAGACCCUGACAAAACGGAGUGA
Molecule: messenger RNA, 1140 nt
Organism: Durusdinium trenchii
Lineage: Eukaryota; Dinophyceae; Suessiales; Symbiodiniaceae
Source: the annotation of a GenBank genome assembly